GGAGACUGACCUAGGAAGUUGGACACGUUGGUCAGUCCCCGCUGUCUUCCACAUGUUCUUGAUUGCAGUCUAUAGAUGUUCAGAACCAAAUCUGUCCAAAAAUGUUCAAUAAAAGCAGGACAAGGUCUUAUUUUAGACCCAUAGCAUGGCUCAGCUCACCACUCUGAAACUUUUCCUGCUGCCGCUGAGUCCCCGUGGCAAUGUCAAACUGCCUGGGAGAGGCUAACAGCCAUUGCCAAAAACCCAGCCGAGGGGUGUAGUAAAUGCCAGGGAGAGAGCACUGUGGUUAUGCCAUGUUUUAUUUACUUGCAUAAUACUGGCCACAUAAAGGACUGGCAAAACCAAGCCUGGUAAUGCUUGAGGAUGCUCUGCGUAAAAGUUGAACUGAAAGUUUGUGCGCCGACUGCCUUCAUUAACGAGUAUUUCAUUUGUAUUAAAGCAUCCUUAAAAAAAACACAUCCUUAAAAGGAAUCUCAGUGCUUUGUCAUUGCUGCUCUAGCAUUUGGAGAGUUUUCAGUUUAAAUGUAUGUAGCAAAUUUUAAACUAUACCUUGCUUCUGAAUAUAAUGAGGGUUUGUUUUCAGUUUCCUACUGAAUAAUAAUUGACUUACUGAACAAGUAAAGGCUGCUGCUGUUUGUGAAAGCAUAUUUUUUAAAAGUCUGGCUCGAUGUCGUUGAGGGAAUAACGGAGUCAUGAAGCAUAAAGCCACUUAAAUAUCAUUGAGUGUGAUCCUGCACUUGGAAGAGAUUUGGAUAUUCCUGCAUGCAGAUUCUGAGCGUGAAGGUGGUGAAGUUUAGCUGGUCUGGUUUAUGUGCUGUCGGCUCUGCUCUCUUUUGGGAAGGAAUGGCUUUAAGGUUUGACUUCUCUCCCAUAGCGAUUGUUUUCCAAAAUACUUGGAAAAUAGGAGAAGUAGAAAACCAGUUAGUGUUCUGCCUUACUUUUCUAUCUUCUCUCCCACUCAUAAACAGUCUCAGAGGAACUGAAGAAAGAAAUGAAAAGCAGCAGUCCUGGCUAAAACAUGCCAGCUGUAUUGCUGUGCAGUCCUUCCAGGUACUGCAGGCUAAUCGGGCGUCCAAGUGUGCUUCUGUUCCAAUGAAAUCUUUACGUUUACAUGUAAAUUGCCAGCAGAUCCACUUUGCCCGGUAAGUCUGGAUGUGUUUAAUUUGAAUAAACCAUCCGAUUACUGUAGGACGUCUUUUAUUUGGGCUUCUGCAAUAAAGAUCGCUGAAAUUUCUUGGCACUGGAAGAUUUUUCAGUUUGGAUCCUGGGUCAAUAACAUCAGAUUAGUAAAAUUCCAGUAGCGAAUCUGGAUAGCUAAACCUGUUAAUUCUAGUGUGGUCUAUUUUUGGUCUAUUCUGGUCUAUUUUGGUCUAUUCCACGUGCUUGGGUCAGGUGAGGGUUGGACUGCAGUGCUGCUGUGCUGCGCCCCAACCCUGCUGUGUUAUUGCUGGUUUGUACAGCAGGAGGGAGUUGCAUUCAGGGAUUUUGCUUCUGUGCAAUAAAAUAGGCAUCAAAACUAGCUGGUUGUUUUUAUGCAGCAAUAAAAGUCACAGCUUUACCGUCCCAGUGAGACCAAGGGGCCAGAAUCCAUCAGCACCUCACCUUUUAGGGCGUAAGGCUGUGUGGGCUAUGUUUCAUUUCACGUGUGGCUCAGAUCUGUAAGGGUUUUCAGCUGUUACCUCGGCAUUGCUUUAAUUUUCCUCAUUAGGAGAACGAGGAUCACCCAGUUCUCCCAACAUCCAGACCACGUACGUGACACCACUGAGAGGUACGUACCAGGCCAGAGGUGCUCUCUUUUAAGGCUCAGUCUUUUCAUAAUCCUAUUCAGCAUGCUGCCUUUCUGAGUAUUUCGAUUACAAACUGCAAAAAAAAAAAAAAAAUCAGCUUGCCAAGGGGUGGGAAGAAGUCUGGGGGCGUGGAACACUUGCUGGGAAAUUCCCAGCAACCGACAUAUGAAUUUGUUCUGGUUGCCAGCAGUUUGCUGUCAUCUCUUCCAAGAGUUUGCUGCAGUCAGAAUUUGGUGGGGACGGUGGGGCUGCAUUAUGGUGGCUGUAGCUUUUUCCUUGCGUUAUUCUAGCGUUUCGUUCUUGCUGCUGGCAGUUGUUUUUCCCCCUUGCUUGGGGUUGCAGUGCAAAGAGCAUCAAUAUCCCUUUGGCAAAAAAUGCUGCAAGUACUGUGCUCCUGGUGAAAGGAUGAGAAGUCGCUGCACAGCAACAACAGACACGGUCUGUGCCCCCUGUCAAAACGAAUACUUCAGUACUGACUACAGCCACAACUUGUGCAAGAGCUGUACCAUCUGCAAAACGACAAAGGGGAGCGUGGAAGUGAAGAAGUGUGAGAAGACUUCUGACAGAGUUUGCAGGUGUAUACCCGGUUACAUGCCAGAUGACAGAUAUCCCUUGGGGAGUGUGUGCUUACCAUGUCCUGAAGGGUUUUAUUCCACAGGGGGAAAUGGGAACUGUCAACCUUGGACCAACUGCAGCUCUGUUGGGAAAACGACUCUUCGCGCAGGAACAAGAACAGAUGAUGCUGUUUGCAGCAGCCAUGUGACACAGCCAACCCUUCCUCAGAAUGCAACAUCUGCUUUGGAUCUUUCUACUACCAGCCACAGGAAUAAUACAUCACCUACAGUGCUCUCACCCUCCAAAUCCAGUGUGAUCCCUUCCGUUAUUUGCUCAGAUGCAAACAGCCCCACAGAGACUAACUGGGGAUCUCUAUCACUUAUCCUUAUUUGUCUGAUACUGCUUAUGGUGUCUGGAAUGUCCAUCUUCCUGUUGAUUAUCCAAGCAGCCAAAAAAACGACCAAGAAGAGGCCUUAUAUGAGCAACCAUCAGAAAGAAAGGAGCUGUCGAAUUCCCGUCCAGGAAGAACAAAUUGACUCCAAUUCCAGUCUCAUCAAAAACUGACUUCACGUUGUGUUACUGUUUCCUGCGUUUCUGAGCCGAUCAGUCCUAACGACUAACGUGACACAACUUUCAGCGGCUAUCUGUGUGGAUGUCUGUAAUUGUUUAAUUGCACUUCCAGUCCUUUGGGGCUCAUUAAGUCAUCCCUUUGGCAUUAGGACCCAUGGGAGUAGCUGCUCUCAAAUUGUGACUCUUCCUAUUAGGCAGAUCCUGUGCACAGCAUCCCUGGUACUGGACCUGAGUUGAUACAGCCCUCUGCAUUCCUAGCCACUUGUCUUUGGGCUGCAGAAAGUGUUUACAAAGCUGUAAGAGCUAAUUGCUGAGCAAACUGACAUACAGGGAAAAAUUAAAAGACCUGCUUUAUAACUAGGCUUAUAUCUUGCCCUACAAUUCUGAGGUGCUGAGCAGGACACGUCUCUUCUCUCAGUGGAGCCAUUUGCAGGGUUUCAGUUGAGCUCCCAAAGGAGCUCUCUUCCUUUUAGGUGGAGAAUCUCCUUGCAUGGACCUAGCCAGUUUCCUUUGUGCUUCCAUUUUGUUUAUCUUUUAUUUUCUUAGUCAAAAUAAGUGGCAUACAUCAACUGUGCCUCCAGAGACAGUUGUCACAGCUGCUAAUUCUGGUGCUGGCUUUUAAGCAAUGAUUAAGAGAUGGCUAUUCAGUGCCACUCUUUUCCUUUCUGCCUUUCUUUUGGGCAAACCCAUUGAGAAAAUGUCACGUUAACAUUGAGCAGUAUCCCCACAGGCCAACAAGUGGAAUGAUUCACCACCACUGAGUAGCUCCAGAUCUCCAAGUGUUUGGAAAUCUCUGUGAGAUCUUCAUCUGUGUGGAAAGCAGAAUCCGUGUACUCACUGCAAAGGGAAUGGUAAUUUCUGAUUAGAACGUGAUUAGUGAAAACUGUAAUUCAGAGCAGGGGGAAAGUAGACUGUAGACUUAGUUGCUGUAUAAAACUGUUUUGAUCUGUAAGCUUUGUACAUACAACAAGCUCUGUGCUGCUUCUUGGUGGAUGUUCUGUUGUGCUGAAUGUCCUGGUGUGUCUAUCCCCAGCAAGGCUGCUUCAGUCAAGCUUGAAGAAUAAAAUAGUGUAGUUUAAACCACUUCUGUGGGAGUUGAUUGCUUGCUUCGAAGUAAUGCUGUGGAUAAAGGAAGAAACACACAAGCAAGUUUGUUUCCAGGUGGUCUGGAUUUGGGGAAAACCUUUUUAUGUCCUAGGUUUAGUAGCAUGUAAAUGGACGUUUAGAGUUUUUUCUGCUGAUGAAUGAUAAUUUGUGGUGAUAAUGCCCUAGAUGUUCUCUCUUGAUAAGAGGCAAGCCGAACUUUUAACACAGUGUGACCAUAUGGGCCUUCAAGAGUUGUAUUUUGGCAAAGAUGUGUGAAGAUCAUGAAACAGUGGAUAGGUACCGUUCAUAUGGAUGCUCACUUCUGUGUACUGUCACUUGAAUCUGCCUUCAGAACUGAAGUUUUCUUCGUGUGAUCUGUUCACAGUUAAAAUACACCUGGUUGUUUGCCUGCAUGCUGUAUGAAAUUAAUUUUACUUCUGUAAUGUUUUUUUUUUUUGUGAGUUAAUCGAUGUGUCUUUUAAAGAACUUUCAAAUUUUAGAUAACAAAUUCAAAGCCCAAUGUCUGAGAGGCAAGUGUUAUUUUGAAUAGCUUGUGAUGUAAUUUAAAUAUCUCAGUGUAAAAGUUUGAGGAAAAAAAGUUUGAUAUAACUUGAAAGUUAUUCAGAAUUGUUUUCACUUCAAAUACUCCUUAGUAGAUAACUCAUAUUUUAUAUACAUAGUGCCAAAGCAUAUGGCAAAAUAUGCAGCACGGAAAUGUAUUCAAGAAUACAGCUGGUUAUCUAAAAACAUGUUUUUAAACAUAUGUUUCAUUAUAUGUUAUACAUAUGGUGUACUUAGUGGCUUCCUAUUUUGAAGUGCAUAUACAAUGUAUAUAAAUAUUUGUAUUAUAUAUGAAGUAUAGUACUGAGUUUUUCAAAUAAAUUGUAGUAGUGGCUAGA
This is a messenger RNA of Anas platyrhynchos (mallard), 4897 nucleotides long. It is a transcript of the gene TNFRSF4, whose product is annotated as TNF receptor superfamily member 4. Gene Ontology annotation, biological process: inflammatory response. Gene Ontology annotation, molecular function: tumor necrosis factor receptor activity; protein binding. The record is from RefSeq and is a predicted model, not a curated record. Lineage: Eukaryota; Metazoa; Chordata; Aves; Anseriformes; Anatidae.